AUGGCAAACAAAGAUCUCAUCCAAGGCAUCAAAGCCAAGAGAACUGAAAGUUUUACUUUUACCAUUGCACUCUUAGCAUUCCAAAUCUUUAUGGUUGUUUUGUAUGCCGUUUGGGUUAGAUAUUCAAAUGAUGACGAUAGAAAGAAUGACCCAGAGAACCCAAGUUCACUCGAGAAUCCAGUACAAGAAGACGUCGACAAUGUCUAUGGAUACUUCCGUGAUAUCAACAUUAUGAUUUUCUUUGGUUUCGGUUUCCUCAUGACCUUUUUAAGACGUUAUGGUUAUUCUGCCCUCGGUUACACUUUUGUCAUUUCUGCCAUGGUUUGUCAAUGGAGUAUUUUACUCUAUGGUUUCUUUGAAACUGUUCAUCAUGCCGACAAGAAUGAUGAAUAUUUCAGUAGUAAUUUCCAAUUUACAUUAUAUUCUAUGCUUAAUGGAUUAUUUUGCGCUGGAGCUGUAAUGAUCAGUUAUGGUGCAAUUCUUGGUCGUGUUACACCAACUCAAAUGUUGGCUUUGGGUAUCAUUGAACCAAUGUUUUACUUUUUGAACUUGUUCAUUGGCGACAUGGUUUUGAAGGCCGUCGACGUCGGUGGAGGUAUGUACAUUCACACUUUUGGUUGUUACUUUGGUUUGACAGUCGCUUGGUUCUUGACCAACCGCAAGACCAAGGAGUGUCCAGACAACACUGCCUCUUAUAACGGCGAUCUCUUUGCCAUGGCCGGUACCCUCUUCCUCUGGAUGAUGUGGCCAUCUUUCAACGCUGCCAUUGCCCCAGAAGGUGACCCACAAUUCCGUGCCCUCGCCAACACAUUCAUCUCGCUCACAUCGUCCACCAUGGCCACCUUUAUCGUGUCGCGUCUCCUCGGUCACUAUGGCUACAAAUUGGACAUGGUCCACGUACAAAACAGUUCGCUUGCCGGUGGUGUCAUCCAAGGUGUCUUGGCCCACAUGAACAUUUCACCAGCCAUCGCCAUCACUAUGGGUUUCAUCGCUGGUACCAUUUCCGUGUUGGGUUACGUCUUUUUGACUCCACUCUUGCAAAAGCGUCUCAAUAUCCAAGAUACCUGCGGUAUCCACAAUCUCCACGGUAUGCCAGGUUUCCUCGGCUCAAUUGCCGCCAUCAUUGCCUGUGCUCGUGGUAUCAACAACAAAUAUCUCUAUGGCGACGACUAUGAUGCCAUCUUUAGAGCUGGUGACGACCAAGCCCGUGCCAACGCUGCCGCCACCUUUAUCUCGGUCGGUCUUGCCAUUGUCGGUGGUUUGAUCACUGGUUUCAUCCUCAAGCUCAUCGGCCGUAUCGGUCAACUCAAGACUGAAGAAUACUACCAAGACUCUGCUUUCUGGCACGUCCCAAGCGACUAUCCAAAGGACAUCGAGUCUGGCACCGCCCCAGUUGGCGACGAAGAGAAUGGCGCCGUCGAACUCGACAUUAAAAAGGCCGACUUGAACGAACUCAAGAAGAAGGGUUCUUCUAGAGCUUACCGUCGUGAGAUUAUCCGUCUCCUCGAGACUUUGGUCCUCUCUGAAGGUUUGGCUCGCAAGUACGAUAGCAGCGAAAGUGAUCAAGACUCUGACGGAUCCGACUCUGAUGACGAUGAAUCAAACUCUCGCAAGAACCGUCGUGGACAUCACCACUCCAAACGUAGCCACCACAAGAACAAUAAUAAUAACAAUAGAAAGGAUGAAGUCAUCCCAGAGAAAAAGGAACAAGAAAUUAAAAUUCCAGAUUCUUCAAACUAA
This is a messenger RNA of Cavenderia fasciculata, 1740 nucleotides long. It is a transcript of the gene rhgA, whose product is annotated as Rh-like protein/ammonium transporter. Gene Ontology annotation, molecular function: ammonium channel activity. The coding region runs from base 1 to 1740 and encodes 579 amino acids. Gene Ontology annotation, biological process: ammonium homeostasis; ammonium transmembrane transport. Lineage: Eukaryota; Evosea; Eumycetozoa; Acytosteliales; Cavenderiaceae. The record is from RefSeq and is a predicted model, not a curated record. Gene Ontology annotation, cellular component: plasma membrane. The transcript has 2 exons.